AUGUAUAAUUACGAAGACCAGUUACUUAAGAACACCAAAUAUUUGUUUACGUUGCAGGGAUUGACGCUCGUCGUUUCCGGUUUGGCUUAUUUUCUGACGAUUUCAGUGGCGGUUUCACCAUUCGUUUCCUCUUUUCCCGUUUGGGUUCGUUGGACUUUGGCCGUUUGCUCUUUGGUUUCGAUCUGCGUCACCAUCCACAACGACUACGGUAUCAUCAGCGAUUGUGCCUCCGUCUCUUUACUUUCUUGGCUGGUGCUGUGUGAUGGCCCGGGGGAAACUUACGCCGGAUCCCGGUUUACCGACGAACAGUUUAAAGAAUGGUCGGAGAAGUCGUACUUGCAGCAAUUAUUGGAGCUUCCGAACAUGACAACAGCCUACGACAGUAAAUAUUUACGGUUGAUGAGAGAACACUACUCGUUGGAAGUGUGGAUCUUCUUGGGGUCGAGAAUAUUUUUGGUGGUGACUUUUCUACGGAAAUAUUUAUCUCAGGAAGAAGACGACAACGUUUCUGCCGUCGUGCUCAAAGUGGCCGCAGUCUAUCUCUACACACAAGCGGUGGUUAAAAGACUCUGGGGACAUCCCUCCUAUCUGGCAAUGGGACGUUUGCUUCAAGCUGUCGGUCUCGACAUUCUCUACGUCGUCUCGCUUCUGUCUCGAGAAGACGUCUGGGAGUGACUGCCGUUCCCAUGCCACACGCUCGCUCGACAAGACCGGCUUACGUAAGAAACGACGUUCAGAGAUUUUUCCCUAUUAAAAAUUUUUUCUUUACGAAAGUAACGGCUUCCAACCGUCUGGCUUACUUUAUCUCCUCACCACGCCGAAUAAUGCCUUUAAAGUUCGAUCCCGGACGACAGAUUAACGGCGCAAAAAGGCUCUUCCGACCGCGUUAAGCGGGCAACAAUUUUAACCGUAUGCAAGAACGUGACAUUUUUCAUCCAACUAACCCAUCCUGACGCAGCACAUAACCCCUAAUGUUACGGCACACGUCGGUCAUAGGUUUCUCUCGACUCCCGACUAAGUAAGUAGAGGAUAUGAAUGUCCAUGCUUUGCUUUACAAAGGCUGCACACUCACGUACAAUGCGACACCUGACGCAGCAGUUUCUCGUCGGCUCGAGCCAUUUACUUUUACAUCUUUGCUUCGUGACAUUCACCUUGAUGGGAUUCGACUACAGUAUCAUCCGCUUUAUUCUUAUAUGGAUGGUGGAAAUUCUUUAUGCCGGAUACAUUUUUACGAAAAAUGUGCGCCGCUGUCUUAAGAUAUUUUUGUCGAUCGUUCGUAAGAAGGAAAUAAAUAAAUAAAAAGAUUGGCGUCCGAGCCACAAACUUGUCGACAAAAUGCUGUUGAGUGGCGUCGAAUUACUAAUUCCGAAAAACUCUUGUAAAAAGCGAAAAAUAGCGGAUAAAUUUCCUGCUUUAUAGGCUAAGAAAACCAAAGGUGGGAUUUUCCAUCCUUAAACAUAAUCGAAUCCCGAACCGUGUAUAGAAACCAUCGGUCGAGUGAGAUGAUCUAUGAGUUCCAUCGUCUUCUAUUCCACACACAUGCUAUUGACUAGUCUUUGCACGAUCUCAUUCUUCAUUCCACACAUGAAUCCUAACACUACCUGGUAUAUAUCCCGUUUUCCGUCAACCAAUCGGAAUCUCUUUCUGCUUACGGCCUGAAAAUAACCCGACAUUUGUACUUACUUCCCCCAUUUUAACACGCACCGCUUGCAAUUUAAAUGUAGUUAAUGGGUAGCAUUUAUAACUUCAGUAUCUUAACGAGCCUUACAUCUGUGAAAUGAAACGUUCCCGACGUAUUACGUGUAACGUUUGUAUUCCGUAACACACUAGUUUUUUUUUUCAAACUCGAACAUCCGAGAGAAUUAUUUUCAAUCCUACAAUGAAGUCAUUUAUAUCAACUUACACCAAAGUUAAAAAAAAAAAACUUUACGACUUUUUUCGGUUGUAUAGUAGCGCCAAGGAAAACAGUAGAGACUUUUAUGAAAGUGAGCAUCUCUCUCUUUCCACGUCACCUAUCAACUUUUUUGUCGUUUUAUGAAGUCCUUUUCUGUAGCAACGAUGGCUCCGUCCCAUUAUGUAAGGCAGCAAAACAUGGCAAAUGUC
Messenger RNA from Centruroides sculpturatus (bark scorpion), 2103 nucleotides. RefSeq lists its product as uncharacterized. The transcript has 7 exons. The record is from RefSeq and is a predicted model, not a curated record. Lineage: Eukaryota; Metazoa; Arthropoda; Arachnida; Scorpiones; Buthidae. The coding region runs from base 1 to 675 and encodes 224 amino acids.